Molecule: messenger RNA, 909 nt
Organism: Hyaloscypha bicolor E
Lineage: Eukaryota; Fungi; Ascomycota; Leotiomycetes; Helotiales; Hyaloscyphaceae
Exons: 2
Coding region: 1-792 (263 amino acids)
Source: RefSeq, a predicted model, not a curated record
AUGUCCAUAUCAUACCGUGAUUGGGGUGGUUUGCAGAGGAGAUUGAACCCGCGCAGAAUGGGAUCUGGUGGGGUUGCUAGGGAGAAUCGGAUGUCGCAGGAGAAGGCGACGAGGGGGGUCGCGUGGAAGCGGGGAACGGGGAUAGAUCACAGGGACGGAGCGGGAGGGAUAGAGCAACGAGUGAAGGUCGUCGGGAUCGCUGGAGGAACGGGGACAGAGGGGGAAGAUGGUCGUUUCGCGAGCUCUUUGACCAUUGAGGGCAUUUCCAGCAUGCUGCUCCUUGUCAUUGGACACUUUCAAUCGAUAUUUCGACCAAUCCACCAAUCCUCCACACUUUCCUGCAAAAAGUCUCACGGAGGCAAUCCGAAGAGGGGUAAUGGCCACAUUCACAUGACUGCACUGCAAGCAUUCCCCGGCAUAAAUCCCGAACCGGGAACCCGUCGAGAUGCUGCAUUAAAUCGCAAUCUCAUCAACAGAAAGAGGGCCAAGGUGGUCAAGUCCAGAAAGGCUGGUUGCAUUGCACACGAUCUGGGCUGGGGGCGUAUUUUGGGACUCAUCAACAAUGUGGAAAAUGCAGAACUAACGGGGCUAGGGGGGAGAGCCCCAGAUUGGAAGCACGAGGCAGCCAUCAAAUGCAGCAUCGUGCAUUCUGCGUGGGAUACUGCAUGCAGCAACCUCACUCACCACACGUUCAGAGGCGAGCCAGGCUGCAGUGCCCAGAUCCUCACUUGCUCCCAUCCCCUCACACCACUUGAUUCCUUGCCCCAAGGGAGAUCGCCAAUCGGCUAUUGAAACUGACAUUUGAUUAGACGAAAAAGUCCGCACCCACAGUCUAUUCGUGGGGUAAAAGUCCAGAAAUGGAGGGCAACAAAAGUGUGAUUUACCAAAAGGAAAUCGGGCACCAAUUAA